AUGAGUAUUCGAUUAGGAGAUGUUGAUAAAGCAGGGAGCCUGAUGUAUCAAACCGGGAGUAAUGCGCCGCCAGAGGGAAGGGCGAUGGUACACACAAUGCGUACCAAAAACGAUCUUGCUUUCAUGGAAGGGCUACGAACAGGAGCCCCGAUAUGUUAUUCUGAUUUCAAAGCGGGGGUUGUGACGAGGAGCUACAUGACCAUCUCUCAGUUUCUGGGUCUAGUAGUCGAAGGCUCGGAAUCUGGUUAG
This is a messenger RNA of Neurospora tetrasperma FGSC 2508, 249 nucleotides long. RefSeq lists its product as uncharacterized. The record is from RefSeq and is a predicted model, not a curated record. Lineage: Eukaryota; Fungi; Ascomycota; Sordariomycetes; Sordariales; Sordariaceae. The transcript is spliced from 3 exons. Bases 1 to 249 code for a protein of 82 amino acids.